Messenger RNA from Pneumocystis carinii B80, 420 nucleotides. RefSeq names its product DNA-directed RNA polymerase I and III subunit RPAC2. Gene Ontology annotation, biological process: DNA-templated transcription. Bases 43 to 393 code for a protein of 116 amino acids. The record is from RefSeq and is a predicted model, not a curated record. The transcript has 4 exons. Gene Ontology annotation, cellular component: RNA polymerase III complex; RNA polymerase I complex. Lineage: Eukaryota; Fungi; Ascomycota; Pneumocystomycetes; Pneumocystales; Pneumocystaceae. Gene Ontology annotation, molecular function: DNA-directed RNA polymerase activity; protein dimerization activity; DNA binding.
UUCGCAGUUAAAAAUUAAUAAUAAUUUUUAAGACUGGAAUGGAUGGGUUUAGAAAAAAAUAAUAUAUUAUGUCCUUAUGAUGGCAGCGAGAAAAUAUACAUUUUGCCAGAUACAGCUAAUGAUUUGAGCUCAGUGACGUUUCAAAUCAUUAAGGAGGACCAUACACUAGCAAAUUCUCUUAGAUAUGUGAUUAUGAAGAAUCCGGAUGUUGAGUUUUGUGGGUACUCUAUUCCUCAUCCAUCAGAACCUAAACUUAAUUUUCGAAUUCAAACAUACAGAAAAGUUUCUGCUGUUGAUGUAUUUCUUAAAGGACUGGAUGAUUUAAUAGCUCUUUGUGAUCAUAUCGCAGAUACUUUUCAAAAAGAACUGAAAUCUAGUAAUAUGAAAGAGUAGGAGUUUAAAUUAAUGGGUAUAUGUAUU